Messenger RNA from Galendromus occidentalis (western predatory mite), 726 nucleotides. RefSeq lists its product as uncharacterized. Lineage: Eukaryota; Metazoa; Arthropoda; Arachnida; Mesostigmata; Phytoseiidae. The transcript has a single exon. Bases 1 to 726 code for a protein of 241 amino acids. The record is from RefSeq and is a predicted model, not a curated record.
AUGGACCUGUGUUCGGCUCCGGUGGUGCAUAUGGACGGAACUUUUCGUGUCGUGCCGAAGCUGUUCCUCCAACUUUAUAGUCUUCACGCCUUCUACAGAGGGGAAAUUAUCCCCAUGGCAUUCUUCUUACUUCCAAAUAAGCAGAUGGAAACCUAUGGGAGAAUGUUCUCCCUGCUCAAGAAUUACGCUCAUACGAUCGGGGUGACAUUCAAUCCACCUGGGUUCCAACUCGACUUCGAGGUCGCUACAUUCAAAUCCAUAGAGGAGUCCUUCCCGCUGGCCACCGUCAGAGGCUGCAGUUUACAUUUCGCGCAGUGUCUCUGGCGCAAAGUCCAGGACCUGGCACUGAAACAUUACUACAAGGAUCCUAAUGUGAAGAGACUCAUGAGGUCUGUCGGCGCCCUCGCCCUGGUACCUUUGUCCCACGUCGAUGACGCUUGGCUUGACAUCGAAGCCGAAGCCCCAUCCUCGGACCAUCCAGCGCAUGUAGCCGUAGAGUCAUUCAAGGAGUACGUCAUCGGCACAUGGCUAGAGAACGCGGCCGUUUUUCCACGCAGUCUGUGUAAUCAUUUUCGCAACUUCGGAGCCAGGACUACCAAUCAUCUAGAGGGUUGGCACCAAGGCUUAAACCGGGGUAUCGGUCGAUCGCACGUUAACAUAUUCGAGAUGAUCGCCUACCUCCAGAAACUCGAACGCUGGAUCCAAAACUCGGAUGCUCCGCCUUAG